AUGAAGAAGUUAGUUGUGGUUGUCUUCUUUUUGGUCCUCAUGGCCACUUUCACAGAUGGUUCACCAAUUUUGGCUGAAAAAGAAGCCAAACAACUUCUGAGAACUCGUCGUGAAGAGAGACAGAGAAAAGCUGGUUUCCCUGAUGAGCCAAUGAGGGAGCAUAUGCUUUACCUCCAGCGCUGGGAGCAGAGAUCAGAAGAACAAUUCCUUGAACACUGGUUGAAUCCACACUGCUUACCACACUGCAACAGGGAUUUAGUGCAUCCAAUCUAAUGGUUUUGCCUAACCUCCAAUUGCUCUCUUCAAGAGUACUGAAGAGAAUAUAUAUUAUCAUUGUAUUAAGGAGAACAAGAUUAUUCCUGCAUUG
Molecule: messenger RNA, 367 nt
Organism: Calypte anna (Anna's hummingbird)
Lineage: Eukaryota; Metazoa; Chordata; Aves; Apodiformes; Trochilidae
Gene: C18H17orf67
Product: chromosome 18 C17orf67 homolog
Exons: 4
Coding region: 1-273 (90 amino acids)
Source: RefSeq, a predicted model, not a curated record